Molecule: messenger RNA, 1803 nt
Organism: Salvia splendens (bonfire salvia)
Lineage: Eukaryota; Viridiplantae; Streptophyta; Magnoliopsida; Lamiales; Lamiaceae
Product: protein FAR1-RELATED SEQUENCE 5-like
Exons: 7
Coding region: 1-1803 (600 amino acids)
Source: RefSeq, a predicted model, not a curated record
AUGCACCCUCCCCUGUCUGAAGAACCCUUGUUGUGGUGUUUGUUGUUGGAGGAAGGGGUUAUGGCUAUGGUUGUUGACAUAUUUUCCCAUUAUGUAGUAGGACAUGUUAUUCCAAUUUGCAAGGCUGAGUUGAGGCCUUACGAAGGUCAAAAAAUUUCUUCACUUGAGGAGGGAAUUUUCUUUUAUGAAAAGUAUGCUCAAGAGGCUUGUUUUGAUUUUCGAAGAUUUGGAAAUAGGUCUAGUGGUGGUGUUAUUACUUUUCAGUAUAUUGUCGGCAACAGACAAGGUUUUCAUACAGUUGAUCCGUUGGAUGUCGAUGUAAUUAUAUCUGACGAUGUGAACGUGUCAGAUGACGAUGAAGAAACUUCAAAGAAGAAACACAGACGUGGCACAAAACGGUGUGGAUGUGGAGCAAUGAUCAGUUUCAAGUUUUUUUCUAAUUGUGGUGUUAAAUAUUAUCUUGUGCAUCAAUUCAUUGAGGAACACAAUCAUGCUAUGGUUGACAAAGAUCAUAAGCGAUUUAUGAAAGGAAAUCGCAGUAUGAAUGAUGUUCAUCACAAGUUUGUUGAAGAUUGCACCAAAGCUAACAUCGGUCCUACUUCAAUUUUCAACUUAUUAAAGGAGUUUUUUGGUGGUUAUGAUGUUGUUGGGUGUACGUUGAAUGAUGUUAGGAAUUGUUCUCGUGAUAUUAAAGAGAAACUGAAAGAAGUGGAUUUAGUGAGCUUAUUUUGGUCUGAUGCUGAGUCUCGGAAACAUUACCAUAUGUUUGGAGAUGUUGUAGCAUUUGAUACAACAUAUUCGACAAACAGGUAUCGUAUGGUGUUUGGUCCAUUUACUGGGAAAGACAAUCACGGGUGUCCUAUUGCAUUUGGAGCUGGUUUCGUAUCCAGUGAGAAUUGUGAUGCAUUCUCAUGGCUUUUUACUGUGUUUGUUGAAUGCAUGGGUGUUGCUCCAAGGAUCAUAAUCACAGACCAAGAUUGGGGAAUGAGGCUUGCAAUUGAGAAGGUAUUAUCUGAAUCUGAAAAUAGUUUUUUUAAGAGGUACUCGAAACCGUUGUUUAAUUUUGCUGACUUCACUCUUCAGUAUAACAAUGCCAUUGAUGCUCAAAGGAAUCAAACUGAAAGGCUUGACUAUUAUGAUUCUGUAAUCUCUCCAAAAUAUGCCAUUGAUUUAGCAUUUGAGAAACAAUUGGCAUCUGUAUACACGGAUAGGAUAAUUAGAGUGGUACAAGAAUUGAUUUAUGAGGCUGAUAAGAGUUGUCAGAUGAUUAGCAUCCACCUUUUCUUCGUCCUCAGAAACAAAGAUUUCAACAAUAUUCCAGAGAAGUAUGUUGGUAACCGGUGGCUGAAAAGUGAAUUAUUGAAGGCCGUUCAUGGUCUCACAAGUGAUGAAAGUGCGUAUGGCAAAGGUUCUAACGAAGAUGACAAGCUACAGAUUGGUAACAGGUGUCAUGGACGUUACUUUGGUCUAUAUCAACGCGCUUUUAAGAAUAAAAAUCAUCUGAUUGCAUUUGAUAAUUUGCUUGCGGGUAUUGCUCCUCAAAUUUUUACUGAUGACACUACUGGAUCUUCAUCAGUUGAUAAAAAUGAUUCCAUCAAGAAUAUAUAUGGUAUUGUUGUACCUGAAGAAAUAACUGCACGUGCUCCAGAUGUGGUUAGUACAAAGGGAGGUGCAAGUGACAAGAAAAGCAGGAUUAAGUCGAGCAUAGAGAAAGCAAUUGAAAAAGAAAGUAAACUUCAUAGGCGUUGUGGAAAGUGUCAUAAAGUGACUGAUCAUAAUGCCAGGAGUUGUGGCAGAAAGUAG